AAUCAGAGAAAAUGAGAAGCCAUGAGGCCUUUGGGAGAAUCUUAGGAAAAAAUUCUCUCUCAUCCCCUUGGGAUUCAAAGCUGAGAAGAUGUAAGGACUGGAGCUGCAGCAGUCUUUCUGGGACCAUUAUACAGAGAUUCUGUCUGAGGUUGGAUCCACGUGGUCAAAAGUAUUGCUGAGGAGCCAGAGAGAGACUGAGGUCUGAUGACAUCACUUGAGCCCUGCAGACUUUUCAUUUACGGGAAAACAGAGAGGAUGAAGGCCUAUCUAAAGAGCGCAGAAGGCUUUUUUGUCCUAAAUAAAAGUACCACAAUUGGAAGGCAUGAAAAUUCAGACCUUGUUUUACAGUCUCCUGACAUCGACAACCACCAUGCACUCAUUGAAUAUAACGAGGCGGAGUGCAGCUUUGUUCUCCAGGACUUCAAUUCCCGCAACGGCACGUUUGUCAACGAGUGCCACAUUCAAAACGUGGCUGUGAAGCUCAUCCCUGGAGACAUCCUGAGAUUUGGGUCUGCAGGGCUGACCUAUGAACUGGUCAUUGAAAAUCCACCUCCGGUCUCUUUCCCAUGGAUGAGGGGCCCAGCACCAUGGCCAGGGCCACAGCCACCUCGUGCCACACAGCAGCCAAACCAGGCCCCCCCACCAUCACAUAUCCCCUUCCACCAAGGUGUCCAGCCAGCACCGAUGCAAAGGAGCUGGUCCCAGGCCUUUCCCAGACCCACCGUGGUCCUGCCGGCCUCCCACAGGCGGCCUGUGAGCGCCAACAAGGAGAUGUUCUCGUUCGUGGUGGACGACGCCCGCAAGCCACCCGUCAUCAAGCAAGUGUGGACCAAUGCCAUGAAACUGUCAGAAAAAUCAGUGGCCGAGGGGAUUCCUGGGGCAGUUCCCCCUGCGGAGAUUUAUGUGGAGGAGGACUUGGCCCAGCAGGACAAGGAUGAAAUAAUUCUGCUGCUGGGAAAAGAGGUCAGCCGUCUCUCAGAUUAUGAAAUUGAAUCCAAAUACAAAGACGUCAUAAUAGCAAACCUGCAGAAUGAAGUGGCUGAGCUGAGUCAGAAGGUGUCAGAGACCACCACCUCCAGGCAGAAUGAGAAGGAGAUCUCGCAGAAGUGUCAGGUUCUGGAUGAAGACAUCGAUGCCAAACAGAAAGAGAUCCAGAGCUUGAAAAGCCAGAUCAGUGCCCUACAGAAAGGCUACAGCAAGGUGCUGUGCCAGACCCUGUCAGAGCGGAACUCAGAAAUCACAUCCCUGAAGAAUGAGGGCGAGAACUUAAAGAGAGACAACGCUAUCACAUCAGGGAUGGUGUCAUCUUUGCAAAAAGACAUAUUAGCAAAGGAUGAGCAAGUUCAACAACUAAAGGAAGAGGUCAGUCACCUAAAAAGUCAGAACAAGGACAAGGACCACCAGCUGGAAGCCCUUGGCUCUAGAUGCUCGGUGCUAAAGGAAGAGUUAAAACAGGAAGAUGCUCACAGGGAGCUCAGGGAAGCCCAGGAGAAAGAGUUAAAACUCUGCAAAACCCAAAUCCAAGACAUGGAGAAAGAAAUGAAGAAGCUUAGGGCAGAGCUGAGGAAGAGUUGUACUGAACAAAGCGUGAUCUCUAGGACUCUGAGAGAAAAAAGCAAGGUUGAAGAGAAGCUUCAGGAGGAUUCCAGAAGGAAAUUGCUUCAGCUGCAAGAAAUGGGGAACAGAGAGAGCGUCAUUAAAAUCAAUUUGGAGAGGGCAGUAGGUCAGCUGGAGCACUUCAGAAGUCAAGUCAUCAAGGCCACCUAUGGACGGGCGAAGCCGUUCCGGGACAAGCCCGUCACCGACCAACAGUUAAUAGAGAAAAUUACCCAGGUCACUGAGGACAACAUCAAUUUUCAGCAGAAAAAGUGGACCCUCCAGAAAGAGACCCAGCUGAGCAACUCCAAGCAGGAGGAGACCACCGAGAACAUCGAGAAGCUGAGGACGUCGCUGGACAGCUGCCAGGCUUGCAUGAAAAUAUCCUGUUGCAGCCAUGACCUGAAGAAGGAGGUCGACCUUCUUCAGCACCUCCAGGUGAGCCCACCUGUCUCGGGGCUCCAGAAGGUGGUGCUGGACGUCCUGAGGCACGCGCUGUCCUGGCUGGAGGAGGUGGAGCAGCUCCUCCGGGACCUCGGGAUCCUGCCCUCCAGCCCCAACAAAGGGUUCUCUUUGUAUCUGAUAUAUCUUCUGGAACAUUAUAAAAAACUUAUGAGCCAGGCCCAGGAACUUCAGAUCAAGUUCAACAGUUCUCAGGAAACUCAGCAGUCUUUACUGCAGGAAAAGCUGCGGGAGCAUCUGGCAGAGAAGGAGAAGCUGAACGAGGAGAGGCUAGAGCAAGAGGAGAAGCUCAAAGCCAAAAUCAGGCAACUGACGGAAGAGAAGGCGGCUUUGGAGGAGUACAUUACUCAAGAGAGAAACAGAGCGAAAGAGACUUUAGAGGAAGAACGGAAGAGAAUGCAAGAACUGGAGAGCCUCCUGGCCCAGCAGAAGAAGGCUUUGGCGAAAAGCAUUACCCAGGAGAAGAACAGAGUGAAGGAAGCAUUAGAGGAAGAGCAGACAAGAGUCCAAGAGCUGGAGGAACGCUUGGCCCGCCAGAAGGAGGUUUUGGAGAGCAGCAUAGCCCAUGAAAAAAGAAAAGCAAAGGAAGCCUUGGAGUCGGAAAAGAGAAAAGUUCAGGAUCUGGAGAACCAUUUAACCCAACAGAAGGAGAUCUCAGAGAGCAACAUUGCGUACGAGAAACGCAAAGCAAAGGAGGCCAUGGAGAAGGAAAAGAAAAAGGUGCAAGACCUGGAGAAUCGCUUAACCAAGCAGAAAGAGGAAUUAGAAUUAAAAGAGCAAAAAGAGGACGUUUUAAAUAAUAAAUUAAGUGACGCACUGGCCAUGGUUGAAGAGACUCAGAAAACAAAGGCAACUGAAAGUCUAAAAGCAGAGAGCCUCGCCUUGAAAUUAAAUGAAACAUUAGCCGAACUGGAAACUACCAAGACAAAAAUGAUCAUGGUGGAAGAGCGGCUAAUCCUGCAGCAGAAGAUGGUAAAGGCCCUCCAGGAUGAGCAGGAAUCACAGAGACACGGGUUUGAAGAAGAGAUCAUGGAAUAUAAGGAGCAAAUCAAACAGCACGCCCAGACAAUUGUGAGCCUCGAAGAGAAACUCCAGAAAGUCACUCAGCACCAUAAAAAAAUAGAAGGCGAGAUUGCAACAUUGAAGGACAAUGACCCAGCCCCAAAGGAGGAAAGGCCGCAAGACCCUCUGGUGGCUCCCAUGACAGAGAGCAGUGCCAAAGACAUGGCGUACGAACAUCUGAUAGAUGACUUAUUGGCUGCUCAGAAGGAAAUUCUGUCUCAGCAGGAAGUCAUCAUGAAGUUAAGGAAAGACCUUACCGAAGCCCACAGCAGAAUGUCGGAUUUGAGAGGGGAGCUAAACGAGAAGCAGAAGAUGGAACUGGAGCAGAACGUGGUGCUGGUCCAGCAGCAGAGCAAGGAGCUGAGUGUGCUCAAGGAGAAGAUGGCCCAGAUGAGCAGCCUGGUAGAAAAGAAAGAUCGGGAGCUGAAGGCCCUUGAGGAGGCACUCAGGGCUUCCCAAGAGAAACACAGACUCCAGCUGAACACAGAGAAGGAACAGAAGCCCCGGAAGAAGACCCAGACGUGUGACACCUCUGUGCAGAUAGAACCCGUCCACACUGAGGCCUUCUCCAGCAGCCAAGAGCAGCAAUCCUUCAGCGAUCUAGGGGUCAGGUGCAAAGGGUCCCGGCACGAGGAGGUCAUUCAGCGUCAGAAAAAGGCCUUAUCUGAACUUCGAGCGCGAAUUAAAGAACUCGAGAAGGCGCGCUCACCAGAUCAUAAAGACCACCAGAAUGAAUCAUUUCUAGAUUUAAAGAACCUCAGAAUGGAAAACAAUGUCCAGAAAAUACUACUGGAUGCAAAACCGGAUUUGCCAACUCUCUCAAGAAUAGAGAUCCUAGCGCCUCAGAAUGGCCUUUGCAACGCAAGGUUCGGCUCAGCCAUGGAGAAGUCAGGGAAGAUGGAUGUGGCUGAGGCUUUAGAGCUCAGUGAAAAGCUGUACCUGGAUAUGAGCAAAACCCUCGGAAGUCUCAUGAACAUCAAGAAUAUGUCAGGCCACGUGUCCAUGAAAUACCUCUCCCGCCAGGAGAGGGAGAAGGUCAACCAGCUUCGACAAAGGGACCUCGACCUGGUGUUUGAUAAGAUCACCCAACUCAAGAACCAGCUGGGGAGGAAAGAGGAGCUGUUGAGAGGAUAUGAAAAGGACGUUGAACAGCUCAGGCGGAGCAAAGUGUCCAUUGAGAUGUACCAGUCGCAGGUGGCAAAGCUGGAGGAUGAUAUCUACAAAGAGGCCGAAGAGAAGGCCCUGCUGAAGGAGGCCCUGGAGCGCAUGGAGCACCAGCUGUGCCAGGAGAAGAGGAUCAACAGGGCCAUCCGGCAGCAGAAGGAAAGUGUAGAGGAGCACGAACUGAGAAACGCAAAAGAAUCGACACCUUGCAACUGUGCCUUCAAAGAGAAAGACAGGCAGAGACGAGUAUUUGUAGAGAUGGUGAAGAACAGGAUGCAGAACUCAAAUUCCCAGGUUGGAACCAGAAAAGCCUCCCUAAAGAUGGACCAAGAAAGAGAGAUGCUGAGGAAAGAGACCUCCAGCAAGUCCAGCCAGAGCCUUUUGCAUUCUAAGCCCAGUGGAAAGUACUAGAGAAACCUCGUCCCACCAGGCCUCAUGUGAUCCUCUCAGGCCCACUCAUCCUUCAGCCGACUGGACUAGGCUCGUUCACAUGUGGUGGCCACAGGUUGCCAAGAACAGCAGGUGAGAACAAGCCCCAGUGCACAAGCACUUUUCAAGUUUCUACUUGCCUUAUGUUUGUUAAUAUCCCAUCAGAUAAAGCCAGAGUCUGUGUGGGAGGAGCUCCAGAUUUUUACAAUCUACUCACAUUGGGUUUUCUGCUAUUUGAAGCUGAAUACAUUCCCAGCUGACCCAGAAGAAAGUUACCUUGAUUCCCAAUGACUUUCUGAUUCCCAGUUCCCUUCCUUGUGAAGGCCAGUUCCAGUACCUGCCCUUGGGUUCCACUAGGACCCUUUGUAUCACUCAAGAUCCCUUGGUUGUAAACAACAGAUACCUCCUGUGGCUAACUUAAACAGAAAGAGAGUUUACUGGGAGGAAAUGAGGAAGGUCAGAGAAUCAGUGGCUAUGCAAAGCUGAAGAGUCAGGCUUGGACAUCAGGAGCUGGCUUUUCUUCCCUAUAGGUGCCCUCUUUUUGCUUUAGCUGGUUUGAGUUUCUGUUCAUUGCAACCAAAUGGGCAUUUACUACGACGCUCUGCUACACAGCCCCCACCCACUACUGAUUCUGAGAAGCUACCAGCAGUCUUUCCCCUGGGGGUUGCACCACAGUACAGUGAGGUACCUGUAUACCCAAACCUCCCAAUCUUCUUCUGAUCUUUCAAGAAGCUAAGACACACAACUUCCUUCCGCCCUUGCCAGUGGGAGCCCAUGUGGAUCCUUGGAUUCGUGACUUUGCAGAUAAGGUGCCCUUCUCUUGAAACUUGGCAGCAUCACCAUCGCCUGCUGUUGUAGAAACCAAAGUCAUGAAAUGUCUGGAGGGAAAAAAUAGCUUCCAGAUCUGCAUUCCAAAGUGUGCUCCUGGUAAGUGGAGUGGUUUCCAAUUUUUUAGGGACUUAGGAAUGAAGGCAAUCCACUAAGGAUGUGAGGAAACCUAAACCUAAUAACGCUAAUGCAUGCCUCUUUGCCAUGCUGAGGCCUCCUAAAGCAGGAUGGAGGGCACCAGUGAGGCUAUUUCAGCUCAUCAGCUUGGCCUCAUUUCCGUCAGGUGCACUGCUUGCAUCCGUCUGCUCAGUGUCCCAGGUUAUUUUGGGCCAAUUCAUGACCUUAUGUGCCUGCUUUUGUUUUUAAACAUUUUUCUUUGCCCAUCUGUUGCCCAGGAAUCCUUUUGCAAUGCCUCCGUCCAGUUGGGGGAAGCAUUAACAGGUCCUUGUUUUGAGUUUCCUGUCAUCUUUAGCAAACUGUUUUCCUUUCUAAGACCCAAAAAUAUUGGAGGCAGAAACUUUAUCUUCUGGCUAACUGUGGUCUUAUCAUCAGAGAGUAUGGUUUGACAGUUAAACAACCAGCCUCCAUCCAUUCAGCCGGUAGACACUGGGGGCCUACUAUGGGCCAGGCUCUGAUGCUACCGUGUUAGUUAGACCUCAUGGCCUUGACCUUUACUCCUUUUCAAAUUCUGAUCCACUGCUUUAACUGAAAAGGAAGUUGGAAUCAUUAAUUUACUGGGUAUGUUGCAUAGGAGCACUUACUUUUUUUUAAAAUUUUUUUAUUAUUAUACUUUAAGUUUUAGGGUACAUGUGCACAACGUGCAGGUUUGUUACAUGUGUAUAUAUGUGCCAUGUUGGUGUGCUGCACCCAAGGAGCACUUACUUUUGACGUCCACAUAUCUUGUUGGCUACGUAUGGGAUUGCUGCUGGGCGUUCUUUAAAGACAGCGGCAUGCAGCAAUGACCCGCUUCCUGGGAGUUUCUUUGUACCUUUCAUCAGUUGAAAUAUAAUAGCUAAUAAUAGUAACUACUUUGUAUAGAGUACUUCCUAGCCAUGAGACACUAUGCAAAGCGUGGUCCAGACAAUAUCCCACUUCAUCCCCACCAUGUCAUUACUCCUGUUAUACCUGUGAAAAUGAUGAGCCCAGACUAGGUAAGUAACUUGCCCAAGGUCACAGAGCAAGUGUUGGAGCCCAGACUUUAUACCCACAACUGCUUAAUAUAGCACUUUCCUCAAGGAAGUCCAGGAACCAGCUGGUUGUCUACUAAUGAAUGAGGGCAGGAUGACAGACUUUUUCUGUAAAGGGCCGAAUAGUAAAUCCUUUCUUCUGUAAAGGACUCUAUUGACCAUAGGUGUCUUAUCACCACCACUCAACUCUAGCAGAGCAGCAUGAUAUGUAAAUGAAUGAGCAUGGCCAUGUUUCAAUAAAACUUUAUUUAUAAAAAUA
Molecule: messenger RNA, 6987 nt
Organism: Homo sapiens (human)
Lineage: Eukaryota; Metazoa; Chordata; Mammalia; Primates; Hominidae
Gene: FHAD1
Product: forkhead associated phosphopeptide binding domain 1
Exons: 35
Coding region: 205-4695 (1496 amino acids)
Cellular component (GO): motile cilium
Source: RefSeq, a predicted model, not a curated record